AUGGAGAUUACGAACGAGGGUCAUCAGGAGUUUAAUGAUGAUACACCUGUUUUAACGGCACAAAUCACCAACACUGGGCAUGACAAUGGCAUUGCUAAUUUGGAGGUGGUCCAAGACACGUCAAAGUCUCUGCUUGCCAAGUGUCACUCCAACCAGCAGCCGGAAGAUCGAGAGAUCAAAAUUGAAGACGUCAAUAAUGGCGAGUCGAGAAUUGAAAGAGAUUCACUUGAAAAAGAAACAGAUUCUGUAAAAACUGUUAAAAGUCCAAGUUCGUUAGCUUUUACCAUUGACUUUGGUGGCAACAAAGAAGUUGACUCUGCUAAAUAUCAAAAUUUAUUUCAACGAUAUAAUGCCAGGCAUAAACGAAAUCUUUCAACAUCUAAAAUUGAGAUUAAAUCUAAACCUGUUGCUGAUUCGUCGCCAAAUUGUCUACAAAAACAUAAACCAGUGAGUAUCCAUUCAGAAGGAUAUUUUAGCAGUGAAGAUGAUACUAAAAGAAAAGCUGAUAGAUUGUCACAAAAAUUAAAAGAAUUAGGUUUAAAAAAUACUAAAGGUGCUACUAAAAAGUCUGAUUUAAUGUCGAGAUCGAUGACUGAGAACACAAACGGCGACACAAAACGUAGAUCGUACCACGAGGAGUCGACGAAUAAUUGUGUGUAUGAAAUAACGUACUCGGCAACGAUGAAUGACUUGAGUAAAAUGCAGAGUAAUGUUGAAGAGGAAUUAAAUCGUGUGCAAUAUUCGCCGGAAAAAAAGUACACUAAAAAUAUCGAGUAUAUUGAGAUAAAUCAUGACUACGGUGAAGAAGUCGAAAAAUCGAGUUUAGACACUGUCGAAAAGCUUUCAAAUACUAGCUAUAUGUCCGACAAUUGUCCAUCCAAUGAAUUCGCUAGCAGCAGUAGUAGACAAACAAACGUGCAGAUGAUGAGUGUUAGUUACACUGGAGAAUCCAGUGGUGAUUAUGAUCAAACAAACUUGGAAGUUUUUAAUGUCAGUACUGUCGACGCUGGAUCUGAUGGUACAGUAAGUGAAGCCGGGACUUAUACAAUUCAUAAGGAUUAUACAGACGAAGAAAAAGCAAGAAUGGAUAUCGAUAAAACCUUCAGUGUCGGGGUACUGACUGAGGAAGAGAGCAAUGAAUUGUACGUCCAUCAUUUUAAGAUGCGAAGCUCUCGUGAUACUAAUACAUGGAUUACCGAGUGGGCAACCCAAGUUGCCGAACACAAUUCACUACCGCCUGUGAUCGGUGGCACAACUGGACGCACACCGCCAAUGAGUCCGUCUAAAAUUCCAUCCCCGAUUUACUCGCGAACCCAACGGGCUUCGAGAACCCGUUAUGAGCAGAGUGACAGCAGUUUGGACGCUGAAAUUCAACAAAUGCGUGAUAGAAUAACUUCAGUGCCAAAUUCUAAUCAACAUACGCUGAUUGAUUCUGGCGGAGAGUCUGAUGAGGACACCAGCAACAGUUACAACACUCCGCCUCAUAGUUCUCAACGCACUCCAACGCACAGCGCUCUUGUACGUCGUGGCAGCCUGUCCGAAUCGCUGUUCAAGCGAGUUAAUCACAAUGACUGUCGACGUAGCAUGAGAAAGUAUCCUGAGAUUAAGAAAAAAGAAGAAAUUCUUGAUGUGCCAAAGAGUCCGUCCCACGUUCUAGCUCGUCUUCAUCUUGAACGCGGUAAUUCUUUAGAUCGCAAGUCUGAUACUGCUGAAUCAAAUUCAUCACGACGCAGUAGUCUUAAGAAUUAUACAACUGAUGAUAAUUUUAAGCAUACAAACAGUCCAAUUUUAAAUCGUCUUCGUACUAAUAACUCUACAACUCCUAAAUUAACAAAUAGUCCGAUACUUGGACACAAAACAAUUACUACUAAAAUAUUAAACUCACCGAGCUUUGAAAGACCUAAACAAUUGCUUGUUAAAUCAAAUUCACAAGCCAAAAAUGUUGGUUACUUUACGUGUGUUGAGAAUAGUCCUUAUAUGCUGAGAAAAUCAAAUAGUACGUCAAAUUACCGAGAAGACACGUCACCGGGGAUCAAGGAGCUCUCAGUGCUCAAUAGCAAUAGUAUUUAUCAGCGUAAUUCUGUGGGUAUUCAGCGUUCUUCCAGCAAUACAAGUAUCCGCAUUGCAAAAACUAAAAAUAUGUUAGCACGUCGCAGCAGCUUCAAUGAUCAGGGAGACCGAUUGUCUAAAACGAAGCAUGUUGUGUCAGAUAGCAGCAGUGAAGCUGGAGAAACGCACAACAUACCAGCUCCGCCGAUAUCAUCUGGUAUUAAAUUAAAUCGCGCAUUCAGUAUUCGUAGAGCACGUGUUACUUGUGAUUCAGACACGACACCCAACACGACUCCAGAAGAACGACGACGGAAAGCUCAAAUGGAAAUAAAAUCCGCCCCGUCUUCUGCACGUCAAUCAUCAAGUCAUCAUCGUGCGCGGACGAGCAGUGUUGGUGCCAAUAAUAAAGAUAAUUAUAAAAAACCUGAGACACGUCCUCGUGUUCCCUCGUUGUCUAGAAAUGAGGGUGGUAGGUACAGUAUGCGUGGCCAGAAAAGUACAUCUAGUGCAUCAACUUCACGGCCUAAUUCCGGUGUUAAAGGCGGCAAAGAUGCGAAAAAUUCAGGUCGCAGUAAUUCAACGUUAACUUCAAAAGAAGUUGAAUUUCAAAAUUGGAAACGUAGAAAAAAUUAUGAUCCGAUGAAAGCUGCAGCAGAGGGUAAAAAAAAAUUGGACAUUUCAAGAAAACAUCACAGCACAGAAGACGGCAAUAACAGUCGGGAUAAUUCAGUUUUACGCUCAGCGAGCUUUCAUGGCACACAUGGAGCGCUUUCUCUGGCUGAUGACUGGUCUGAUAAUGAAUUAAAUUUUGUCGAGCAAAAAGAAAUAAUUCAGAUACCUCCACCGUGCAGUCCUCGCGACAGUGACAGUGAUUUAGAUACGUCAUCUUAUCUUCAGACGACGCAAAAUGUCAUGUCUGCUAUGUCUGCAAGGAUCACUGUCUAUCAGCCAGCGCCAGUUGAUUCUGGAGGCGAAAGUGAUGAGGACACCAGCCAAAGUUUGAGACAAACGAAUAAAAUAUCUCAUCAAGUUAGUGACACUGAGAGCAGCGAUGACCCGCAUCCUGUCGGAUCGAAAUUCAACCGAUCGUAUGGCCUGAGAAAAUCACGAGAAAGCCAGGAAGUUAAGAGCGCGCCGAUUAAAACACGAACUCCUGUAGUUAAUUCAAAACCCAGAGCUGAAACCGCUAGUAUUGCUCGCACAGAUUCCGGGAGAUUCAGUAUGCGUACCAAGGGAUCAACAACUGGACCAAAAGCUAAACCUAAAGACGUGAAAAAACAGAGCCAGUCUAUCACCAGAGAACAGGAAAUGCAAAAUUGGAAGAGGCGGAAGAGUUAUGAUCCAAUGAAAGCUGCGAUGGAAGGCAAGCGGAAAGCUGAAUUAGCUAAAAAAAAUCUUAGUUCUGAGUCUUCCAGUGUACUGAGAUCUCAAAGCUUCCACGGGCCAGUGAAUUUUGGUAUCAGCGAGUGGAGCGACGAAGAUAUUUCCGCUUCUGCUGAUGAAGCUCCUAUUUAUUAA
This is a messenger RNA of Cotesia congregata, 3567 nucleotides long. Lineage: Eukaryota; Metazoa; Arthropoda; Insecta; Hymenoptera; Braconidae. The record is from the annotation of a GenBank genome assembly.